AAAUUUGUAUAUAAAUCGAAGCUUUUGUCGAAUAUGACAUCAGAAAUCAUUCAGCUGUACAGACAAGAUCAUUACAAAUCUUGUGCUUAAGAAUUCGAAGUGAACAAAAAAAACAAUUUCCAAGAUGAAAUUCAUCGUGUUAGUUCUUUUCUGCGCUAUUGCAUACGUUUCUGCUCAAGAAGAAUUGGAACUUGAGGAUACAAUGGAUUAUAUUCCAACUCGUUUCCGACGACAGGAUAAUCCUCGCAGAGGAUCCAUCGUUAUUCAAGGAACUAAAGAGGGAAGAAAUCGUCCAUCCUUGGAUAUUGACUAUAAACAUCGUGUCUACGAUAAGAAUGGAAUGACAGGAGAGGCUUAUGGUGGAGUAAACAUUCGUCCUGGACAGCCUAGUCGACAACAUGCCGGAUUCGAAUUUGGAAAAGAAUAUAAGAAUGGUUUCAUCAAAGGACAAAGUGAAGUUCAACGUGGUCCUGGUGGCAGACUUUCACCAUACUUUGGAGUAAAUGGUGGAUUUAGAUUUUAAAAUAUUUUUAAAUAACAAUUGACAUAAAUUAGCGAUUUACGUAGCAUUUAAUAAUUAUUUAUUCCAGUAUAAUGCAUUUAUUUCAUUUUGAUCUUAAUAAUUUAUAAAAAUUAAUAUUGAUUGGUAUGAUAUUGAAUAUUGGCAGAUCGUAAUUCGGAUUGUAAUUCAAUUGUAUUAAUUGUAAUAUAAGAGAUUCGAAUAAACAUAAUUUUAUCAUUAUAAA
Apis dorsata (giant honeybee) is the source of this 746-nucleotide messenger RNA. RefSeq names its product hymenoptaecin. The record is from RefSeq and is a predicted model, not a curated record. Lineage: Eukaryota; Metazoa; Arthropoda; Insecta; Hymenoptera; Apidae. The transcript is spliced from 2 exons. Bases 125 to 523 code for a protein of 132 amino acids.